Messenger RNA from Cephus cinctus (wheat stem sawfly), 3226 nucleotides. Its product is annotated as zinc finger protein 2. The record is from RefSeq and is a predicted model, not a curated record. The transcript has 4 exons. The coding region runs from base 558 to 2684 and encodes 708 amino acids. Lineage: Eukaryota; Metazoa; Arthropoda; Insecta; Hymenoptera; Cephidae.
AGAAAAUGGAAGCUGUUGCAAUAUGGCGGAAUGGGAGGAAUUUAUUCCGUUGGAGGAACUUUCAACCUGGUGUAUCUGAGAAAGAAAGAGAUUUUCCGAUCCUUGAAGAUUCGCCGUCUUAAAGGGAAGUGAUAUAACUGAGAUAAUGCACGAUGGAGAAAAAUAUAAAUGAGCUCAAGUAAACUGUGAAAGUAUGAGGAGGCUAGUGUGUUUUGACAAGCCAGGGCUGUACAAAAUUGAGAUUAUUAAGAAAUAUUAAGAUCCAAGUCUCUCACGGUUGUAUUUUUCAUACAAUAAUUUACAUGUUCCUUUAAACAAAUUCGUAACAAUUAAUGGAUUAAAAAAGGAAAUUAAAUGUUUUCAAAAAGUACUGUUGCACUGCCCCAUGAGAAAGGUACAAUAGGACAUGUAUCACUUUUAUUGUUAAAGAUUUAUAAAAAUCGUAUUAAAGAAGAAAGUACAAAGGAUGGAUUUCUAAGCAUUAGCCUAAGGUUAUCAAAAAAUAUUUAAGUUGAAUUAGUAUCAUGAUACUAUUACUAUAGGUUAAGGUGAACAUAAUGACUACGCCCAAGCUGAUUUGCCUUGUAUGUGAGUUAAAUCUGGAAGAUACCAGCUGUACAAAUGUCUUCUAUACGUCUAUGCCACGAAAUGGAGAAUUAUUAGCAAGUUUUGUGCAGCGUGUUUUGCAGUCCACUGAGUCUGGUCUACGUAGCUCAUAUGUCUGUUCAAGAUGCCAUCAUCUAUUCCAGAUGCUGGAACAAGCACAAUGGACUGUCGCAAAUAUCCGCUGUGAAAUACUCAAAGUGUAUAAUUCUGACAGUGAGAAGAAACUUCAAAGUAAUUCUUCGUGUGAAGAAAUCGUCACCCAAGAUAAAAUCUUUCUGGAGAGUUUGGUGGAAGAUAAAUUAGACAUUAAUGCAACAUUACAUAGUGAACCGAAUGUAUCAGAUCUCAGCACAUUUACUCAGGAACCCCAGCAAACUUCAGAACAACAUGUAGCUAUUGUAGAUGAUCAAUUGAUAAAAGAAAGCGAAGAGACUUUUGCAAGAGUCAUCAAUGAAUCUUCAUUGCAAAAACAUUUACAAGACACAUUAAUUCUAACACAUGAAAUACAGAAUAGUAAUUCUGAUAAACUAAAGAGACUGAAUACUGAUAAUAAUAAGAAGUCCAUUGAGAAAGAGUUUCUGAAUAACAAUCAUACAAAUUCUUUUGAUUCGAAAGAAGAUGACUUUCACACGUUUAAGGAAUCGUCGAAUCUAUUAAUUGAUAAAAAAUCUAUUUUAAGUCGUCAUGAGAAAAUGGCUCUUUAUAACAAACAGUGUAGAACUUGUAGUAGAUUAUUUAAAUCAGCCACCGAUCUCAAGAUUCAUAUAAUAAAACACGGUGGUUCUCGUCCAUAUUAUUGUGAAAAGUGUAGGGAGCGCUUUGAAAGCAUCUCCUUGGCAAAUAUUCAUGCCAUGGACAUCCAUGUAAACGAGAAGGAUAUUAUCGUGAUCGCGACAGAACCAUGCCAAGGAGAAACAAUAGAUUUUACUCAGGACGAUUGUAUCUUCCCUGAAGAAGUGUUACGCAUGUCAGAAAUGGAGGAACAAGAUGACUUUGAGUGGAAGGAAUCUAGCGAAUCUUUAACAGAAGUCAAAGAAAAUGCAGAGAGUCUAAAACGUAAUGAUAGUACUCUCGACCAGGAGUCUGCUAAACAGAGGUCUGAAUAUCGCAAAGCAUCUCGGAAGUCUGGCAGGAUUUCUAAAUACAGUUUAAAACCUUUAAAUCAUCUGUGUCCUACCUGUGGAAAAAAAUGGAGAACCUCAGCUGAGUUAAAAACUCAUAUGAAAUCCCACUCUAGCCUAAGGCCAUACAUGUGUGAAAAAUGUGGUCAAGCGUAUAAACACCGUCACGCACUUGAAAUCCACGUGGGGAUGCAUAACGGUAUCAAUCCUUUUCAGUGUAGCUUCUGUAACAAGUGUUUCACUCAGAAGGGCGCCCUGAUGAGACACUUACCAAUUCAUACUGGAGAAACACCAUACCAGUGUGAAUUAUGUGGGAAAAGAUUUGUGCAUCACACGUCAUACAACAUGCAUGCUUUAUCACAUACUGGACAAAAAUCGUAUAGAUGUCACGUUUGUGAUCUUUCCUUACUAUCCACAUCACAUCUGAAACGUCAUAUGCGAGUUCACACCGGUGAAAAACCAUACAGUUGUUCUUUAUGCGGAAAACGUUUUGCGGAACGGUACAAUCUAUUCGCUCAUCAGAAGAUACACGACCCUGCAGAGAUAACAGCCAAGGAGGCUAAAAAGAUGCAGUAUAAGUGUGAAUUGUGUUCAGCACAAUUUGACAAAAGGCAAAAGCUUCAAGAUCAUGCGAAGCUACAUACGAAGAGUGACAGUGACGUCGAGCGGAUUGAUACCCACAAGAUACUGGAGCUGACGAGAUUUUAUACGGGUCAGAAUCAGGAAUCCAUGAAGGAAGGAGGAGACUGGUCUCAGGAUUGUUACUCAAAGGCAGAAAGGAUCCCUGUUCUUGCCAAGGUAAAUCAAAAUCACGUUCCUUUAACUCAAAUCGGUACUAAUUCAUAUAAUCUAGCGGUUGACAAUCAUAGAACCUUGUUGGGUAUUGAAUAUGAUAGGAAUUUGUUAGAAAAUAUCUCCACCGCGAAUCAAGUUCCUACGGGGAGCACAGAAAUUUGAUACAAACUUUUUUGCCAUAAUAUUAUAGCAAAGAAAAAGGAUUAAAAGUGAAUACACGUUUAACUUAUUGCCGAACUCUUUCGGUUCAGUUAUUUUUGAUGUGGUUAUUCAUACGAGACAUGUCUUGAGCGUGGAUAUUUGGACAUUCGAACGACUUUUGUCUCGAAAAUUUGUGUGACUGGUUCAUGUAAAAAAGGGAGAAGAUAGAACGCGAUAAGGGGAUAUAAGAUGUUUUAUUUCACGCAUAUUUUUGUAAAAUUUUCUCUCAAAUUUUGCGUGAAACUUAAAAGAAAAUCUUACAUCUCUUCGAUCGUGUUCAAUCCCCCGCCUUUUUUCUGAAUCACACAUUCAACCACGAAGCUCGUCAACGUGUUUAGAAUGCUUGAGAUACGUUUAAUGUGAAUAGCCAAGAUAUUAUUUUAAAUAUAAAUAAAAUGUUCCUCAGGUUAUAGUUAUAAGUACGUUAAGUAAUCACGAUUUUUCACGAAAAUUUGUUUAAAUCUUUGAAAACUGAUUAAAAAUAAAGGUAUGAAUUUAAUUCA